GAUGUCGCUGUUGCCUGUUGGUGGUUAAUUUACAUGGUGCGAGUGUUCAGCCAAUCCCCGUGAAGCGAUGGAAAGGUCGCAGGAUGGUGUGAUUGACGGCAUCGUCUGGUCCCCAACAGCUGGCUAGGCAACUGUACCGUGUUGAUGGCUGAGGACGGGAACGCUUUGCGGAUUACCUGUACAGCUCCAGUGAAUAUUGCUGUGAUAAAAUACUGGGGGAAACGGAAUUCAGACUUGAUUCUGCCAAUUAAUUCUUCACUGAGUGUAACAUUACAUCAAGACCAGUUGAAAAGUACAACAACGGUCACUGCUAGUCGUUGUUUCAAGGAGGACAGAAUAUGGAUAAAUGGAAAAGAGGAAAAUAUCGAAAACCCAAGGCUGCAAACUUGCUUACGGGAAGUCCGUCGUCUAGCAAGAAAAAGGAGAAACAGUGGAGAUGAAAAUUCCAACACGUUAACUCUCAACUAUAAAGUACAUAUCUACUCUGUAAAUAACUUCCCCACAGCAGCAGGUCUGGCAUCCUCUGCAGCUGGUUAUGCUUGUCUGGUUUAUGCCCUUGCCAAGUUGUUUGGUUUAGAAGGAGAGCUCUCAGAGAUUGCUCGCCAGGGCUCAGGCAGUGCAUGUAGAAGCAUGUAUGGAGGGUUUGUUCAGUGGAGUAUGGGAGUGAAGGAAGAUGGAAGUGAUAGCAUCGCUCAGCAGAUUGAACCAGAAACCCACUGGCCUGAGCUUCGAGUUCUCGUAUUAGUGGUUAAUGCGGAACAAAAGUCGGUCAGUAGUAGUUCUGGGAUGCAAACCAGUGUCAAAACGAGUCCUUUACUGAAGUAUCGAGCUGAAAUUGUUCCACAACAAAUGGCGAAAAUGAUUGAAGCCAUCAAGCAACGUGAUUUUGAAACGUUUGGUCAGUUAACUAUGAAGGACAGCAACCAGUUUCAUGCCACUUGUCUUGAUACCUUUCCACCAAUCUUCUAUCUUAAUGAAACUUCCAAAUGUAUCAUUAAUUUGGUACACAGAUACAACUCUUACUUUGGACAGACACUGGUGGCAUACACAUUUGAUGCUGGCCCCAAUGCAGUCGUUUACACACUGGAACAACAUGUGGAUGAAUUUGUGGAAGUUGUCAAACAUUAUUUUCCUCCAGAAGAAAAUGGUGACCAGUUCCUGAAAGGUUUGCCAGUAAAAUCAGUUGCCCUUCCUGAGCCACUGAAGUCCAGCGUCCACAUGGAUCCAAUUAGGGGUGGCAUUCGAUACAUCAUUAAUACUCAGGUCGGACCAGGGCCACAGUUGAUAGAAGACAUCAACCAGCAUCUUGUUGGAGAAGAUGGACUUGCCAAGGAAUAGCGCCUAAAGAAUCACUUUUUGUAAAAAGUGAAGUACUUGCAAGAUGUUUUUAACUAAUAAACAUGCCCUGUACAGUAUGUAUAACUUGUAUAUCCAAAUUGCAUUCACAGGUUUCAGUCUGUAUCAACAAAGUGCAAAUUAUUCUGGCAUUAAUCCUUGCUAUAUUAGCUAUUUGAAUUUUGAGUAAUGUAUUAAGACCACAAAUGGGUAGAAAUUUUAAGUAUAGUUCUCAAUAUGUGGUCCCAUCAAUUCCCAUUAGCACACCUACCCUGUUGAUAGGAUUUAUUUUUUUAUAUAUUCCUGAAUCUUGGUCAACCCGUCUGUUUUUUUUUCCAGAAAACACACAUCUAUAUUGAGUACAACAAUAAUAGCUGCUUUCUUUGUUCAGUGAUGUCUUUGUCCAAUGUAGUGUUAUGUAAAUUGACUUCAAAUGAAAUCCCAGCUAUUACUGUUCCAAUCUCUAGUAACUUGUUUUCAUUUAAAUUGAGAAUCUAAAACUUGUAAUAAGAGUUUCAUUCAGGUGUAUCUUGCUGAUAUGCAUUUCUAAUUCUCUUAAAUUUUAACAAGUAAGGGGAUCUGUUAUUAUUACUGCUGCCUACAGUACUUACACUGAUUGCAUGUCAGUGUAAUAACUGAAAACGAAACCACUGCAGAAUUUUCAUUGUGAAACGCAGUAGAUUUGCUCUUCAGAAAGUUAUCAUUUUAAUUUGACCUAUUGUGCAAGCGGGAUGACAUUUAUCCAAAGAAAAUACAAAAAUAGUUAAAUGCAGCAGAGUGAGAGGUGUCAGAGAAGAUUUUAAAAUCGCUUUACUAACCUAAAAUCGAAUCUCGUACUUUUGGAAGAAAAGCUGUAACUUGUGUUUGCUGUGGAGGAAAAUGUUAUGCAUGCUUUGUGACUAAUUUAGGAUCUGGCUAUCUAUACCUAUUCUUUGUUUUUAAAAUACACUUUCUCAGGAUUUUUGACACUUUGACUUAAUUUAUUAUAUUCAUUCUGGUAAUUUACAAGGAAGUGGUUUUGUACAUUUACUGUAAAUGCUUUCACUUCUCCCUACCCACCAACCAACUACAUAUUAGUCCACCUCAUCUUAAACCUUGAGAUGAAAAUGAUGGUUUAAAAAAAAUGCAACUUGAGUUCAUCCCAUGAUUUAUGUAAUGGCUUUACACCUGAAACUGGACAAAUCAUUUACCUCCACUUUUUAUCUUUUUUUUUGUGUAAGGGGAUUCACGGUGAUAAGCCAACAUUCUACCAUGAACUACAGAACAUUGUUAUAACUGUUAUUGUUAGUGUGCAGAAUUUCUGAUUUUGUAUUUCCUAGUUUGUUUCAUCUGAUUUUAAUACAGCUGUAACUGCCAAACAGUAUUUAAAUAAAAAAUAAUGCAAUGGAGCAAGUAUACUGAGAAA
This is a messenger RNA of Mobula hypostoma (lesser devil ray), 2740 nucleotides long. It is a transcript of the gene mvda, whose product is annotated as mevalonate (diphospho) decarboxylase a. The transcript has 10 exons. The record is from RefSeq and is a predicted model, not a curated record. Gene Ontology annotation, biological process: isopentenyl diphosphate biosynthetic process, mevalonate pathway; isoprenoid biosynthetic process. Lineage: Eukaryota; Metazoa; Chordata; Chondrichthyes; Myliobatiformes; Myliobatidae. Gene Ontology annotation, cellular component: cytosol. Gene Ontology annotation, molecular function: ATP binding; diphosphomevalonate decarboxylase activity. Bases 145 to 1338 code for a protein of 397 amino acids.